UUGUUUUCUGUAAUUUCCAAAACCUUGACCUUCUUUUCAAAUGUAUUUGAAGUUCUAUUCGAUUUUCGAUGCCUGACAAAAUCAAGGAAUUAUCAAGGAUUUAGUAGUCACUCAGCGAUGUUCAGUCAAUCAUAUAGAGGCAUAUAGCCAGAUGCCAAUGAAACGAAAUAUAAACUAACUUAGAUAAGUUCCAAAGACGAUAUAGAGCCGACACCACAACCUCUACCACCCCAUGUUGUAUAUUAGGAUCAUGUUUAAUAACAAUCAUCUUAAUUUCAAAUUUGAGACCAACAUUUAAAGAAUUCAACGGUAUCCACAACACCAGAUGUGGUUCAAUUCAUAUACAAACUAUGAUUGAGAAACUGAAAUGGACAGAUGGUGGUAGAAAUAUAGCAAAAAAUGAUUUCAACUGAGAUUUUAGUGUCAGAAGAACAAUAACACAAAAACUUCGUUCCGCAAUACGCGUAUGUUGGAUCUAUUGUUUACGCUGAGAGUAAUAAACUGCUGAAACAACCAAUAGACGUGGAGUCGUACCACGUUCGGAGCCAUAAAUCAUCAAUCCAAGAAAUCGGACCUGUGUUAGUACAUUCCAUGCUGCACUUUCUAUCGUUACCAAUGGAACACCGCAUAUCAAGAUGCGACGAUAUACCGCAAACGCAAACAGUAUGCACACAACGCACGUCAUGUAAACGGCGCCGUGAGUGCCGCAAAAUAAGCCUUAUCAAUUCCAUUGAUAUGACCACGUUCGGUACGCCACCAUACCGGAGGGUGGCAAACCGCUUUAUCUAGGUCUAGUUUUUUAUAGUAUUCUUUAGCCCCGUUGGACCUACGGCUGCAGCAGCCCCACGAUCCAGCGGCAGUUCGUCUGCAACGCUCCGGCCACCAUCACCUGGAUCGUACGAAUCUAGUGCUUAGCUCAGCAUCGGUUUCCCUCAUCCUGCACUCCGCUCUGUGCCGUGUUCCGUAACGCGAUUCCGACAUGCCGAAAACCGCCGAAACUAAGUUUGUCAACUCGCUCUUCCUGACCAACCUCAUCCAAACGCAGUACGGUGAGACGGAGGUGAAAAUCAAGGCAUACGAUGUUGAGCCAGCGUCGGCGGACAUUAACGAUCCCUACGCAAGAUCGUCCAUGAACCGGAUCCUCAUUAAGUACACGUCGAAGGAAAACCCCACCGAAACGGUCAUUACGUUUGUGGCGAAAAUUAAACCCACCGAAGGGCUGCUAGUCGAGCAGUUCAAAAAGGCCGAUGUGUUCGAGAAGGAAAUUCUCAUGUACAAGUCGGUACUGCCCAGCAUGGUAACGAUGAUUGCCAAGCUCGGUAGUGUUAUCGAGCUAGCGCCACAACUUAUCUACUCAUCGGAGACACCGUCCGAUCUGGUCGUGCUCGAGGAUCUUACUGCGCGCGGUUACAGCGUGGAGAACCAAACGCUCGGCCUUUCAUACGAGCAGAGCAAGAUGGCGGUCGAAAAGCUGGCCUUCUUCCAUGCUGCCAGCGCUAUGAUGCUGUCGGAAAAUGGACAAGCGUUUCCCAAGUUUACCAAGGGUACGUUCCACGCCGAGCACAAGGAUAAACUGAGCUACUUCCCCGAUACGAUCCGUAUGGUUGGUGAAAUGGCUGCCGAGCUGGACAUUAGCCAGCCGAUGGCGGACAAGCUUCUGAAGCUUCCGGCAAAAGCGCUGCAGAAAGCAAUCGAAGCGUACGAAAGUGAUUUCAAAGGAUUUAAGGUGCUAAACCAUGGUGACUUCUGGACCAACAACAUUCUGUUCAAGUACCAGGGUAACGAGCUGGUGGAUGCAAUUUUCGUGGAUUUCCAAAACUGUGUCGUCGGGUCGCCAAUCAUCGAUCUAGUAUAUUUCCUGGCUGCCUCACCCGCACACGAAGUGCUCGAGAAGCAUCGGGACGAGCUGGUGUACAUCUACCACGAAACGCUCGUACUGCUGUUGCAAAAGAUGGGUUACAUGAAGUCCAUUCCCUCCUUGCUCGAGCUGCAGGUGGAGCUGCUCAAACACGGCUCCCUGCAGGUGAUCUACGCCCUGACUGUGUCGCCGUUUAUGCGUACCAAGGAUGCACACAAUACGCCUCCGAUGCAACCGACCCUGCAUAGUCCCAACCAAUCCACCAACGUAAAGCAGGUUCUGCGUGCCCAUGCUCCGAGCACUGUAGCGCAGCUUAAGGCGUACGAAAUGGUUGGCUUGCUCGAUUGGGGAGCCAACGAGAGCAAAAUUAAGGGCCUUAUGUCGCGCUUCCAACGUUAAGACUCGCGAGAAAUGGCUUAUAGCUUGUCAUUCAAUACAACGGCGGAAAUAAACGCAAAGCUUUUUAGAUGUGAA
Messenger RNA from Anopheles arabiensis, 2332 nucleotides. RefSeq lists its product as uncharacterized. The coding region runs from base 980 to 2257 and encodes 425 amino acids. The transcript is spliced from 4 exons. NCBI's taxonomy places the organism in Eukaryota, Metazoa, Arthropoda, Insecta, Diptera, Culicidae. The record is from RefSeq and is a predicted model, not a curated record.